CUUACCAGUCGGUCUUCAAAGAAACAAAAAUAAAGUGCCAGAAUUGAGUGUGUUCAAAUAAUUCGAGUUAAUAUUAAAUAUUAAAUAAUCGUUUGCAAAAGUUAAGAGAUGCAUUUUCUUGCCGUAAUAGCCUGCUGCCUUUUAGCGCUCAGCGCUGCCAGCGAAUGGGGCUACCCGGAUCUGGACAACAAUCAGGAUGAGGCAUUUCCCAAGUGGGGCGGCCUUUGUGAUAAUGGCAAGAAGCAGAGUCCCAUCAACCUGCAUGUCAAGGGCGCACUGAAAGGCGAAUUCAGUGCACUUAAAUUUGAAAACUUCGAUGAGGAACAGGGCUCACUGCAAAUGGUCAACAACGGGCACUCAAUUCAACUCUCCGGCUUUGCGCAUGAUCUGACCCUCAGCGGUGGCGGCCUGGUCAGCGAUUAUGUUGUGGAGCAGAUACACAUGCACUGGUGGUCGGAGCACACUAUCAAUGACAUACGCUAUCCCCUCGAGGUGCACAUUGUGCAUAGGAAUAAGAUCUAUCCGAACAUGAGCAUGGCAGCCAACUUUAAGGAUGGCAUUACGGUGCUGGGCGUGCUCUAUCACGUCUCCAACACGCCCAAUGAGGCCAUUGACAGCAUCAUCAAGAGCUUGGACAGCGUGAAGAGCUAUGAGCGCAUUAAUAUUCCUGCACAUAUCGAGGACAGUUUGGCCGUGGACGAUUUGGUGCCCAGCGUGGAUACCUAUUUCACGUAUGCCGGCUCACUGACCACGCCCACCUGUGCAGAGGCCGUAACUUGGAUAGUGCUGACGAACACAUUUCCGGUCACACUCGACCAGGUGAAUCAGUUCAAGGAGAUUGAGUACGAAAAGGACAAGCAGCUGCACAACAAUUAUCGCGAACUGCAAAGCGAGAAUAAUCGAGCUGUGGUCCUUGUGGUCCAGCAGGAGCGCAGCUCCGCUGAUCAGCUGUCCACGCUGGGCAUGGGUCUGACCCUGCUGCUGGGCCUGGCUGUGCACAAAUUUCAGCUGUAAUUUGGCCAUGCAGCAGCAGCAGCAGUAGCAGCAGCUGCAGCCAUAGAGAUACACCAAAGAUUUUAACCAGAGAGCAAUGACAUACCAGACAAUUUAUACUCAUUAUUUGACGACAGGGUUCGAAGCUCUGCUUGAAAUUCAAAUAAAAACACAACAUGAAAUGCAACUAGUCAAUUUAUGUGACACUCAAAGCAUGUGCCUUGAACACUAGCAAUUUAAACUACGUUAAUCUAUUUAAUAAAAGAACAGUUUUAUAAGCA
This is a messenger RNA of Drosophila virilis, 1274 nucleotides long. RefSeq names its product Carbonic anhydrase 7 (gene CAH7). Gene Ontology annotation, cellular component: plasma membrane. The record is from RefSeq and is a predicted model, not a curated record. Gene Ontology annotation, molecular function: zinc ion binding; carbonate dehydratase activity. NCBI's taxonomy places the organism in Eukaryota, Metazoa, Arthropoda, Insecta, Diptera, Drosophilidae. Gene Ontology annotation, biological process: one-carbon metabolic process.